AUGUUGACAUGGUGGAAACUGCCUGUUCCGACCAUCUCGACUUUGCAGAUAAUCGAACCAUUUGACUGGAAUCAUAUAACGCCAUCCACCUCGAUACACUACCAUGACUGCUUCGAUGGCUUCCAGUGUGCCCGUCUCGAUGUCCCGAUGGACUAUCAGCGAUCGGAUGGACGAGGCCGUCGAAUGGCCCUCGCAUUGACGCGUCUUCCAGCCAAAGUGCCCGCGACGGAUCCCCGAUAUGGAGGAGCAGUUUUGAUCAACCCUGGUGGUCCCGGUGGUUCGGGAGUCUUCCAGGUCCUCCGGUCCGGUCGCAAUCUGCAGACCAUCGUCGAUGCGGACGCAAAUCCUGAUAUUGAGCUGGAUGAGACAGCCAAGUACUUCGAUAUCAUCGGGUUCGAUCCGAGAGGUGUGAAUAACACCACGCCUGGGUUCAGUUGUUUUCCCGAUCUCUUUUCGCAAUUCAACUGGGAAAUGCAGACAGAAGCAGAUGGGCUGCUGGGUGCUGGUGAGGGUUCUCUCAUGCGGAAUUGGCAGCGUAACCAGGCAUUGGCAGAGGGAUGCUCGAGGGCUCUUGCGACUGCCUCGGAUGGCGAAGAUGAAGCUCUGGGACACCAUAUGAACACGCCCCCAUUAGCACGAGACAUGAUCGAAAUCAUCGAGCGACAGGCUGAGUGGCGGGGAAAGCAAGGGAAGAUCGAACAGAAACGACACGACAAGAAAAACGGCUACGAUGCAGAGCAGACCAUCGCGAGCAGAACACGAUGGAACCAGGGCCAGGAAAAGCUCCUCUUCUGGGGUCGCUCGUAUGGAACACUUCUUGGAACAACCUUUGCAACCAUGUUCCCCGAUCGCAUUGACCGAAUGCUGCUGGAUGGAGUGGUGAAUGUUGAACGGUAUUACCACGGCAUAGGCCCCAGCUCCGUCGUAGACGCAGACGCCAUUUUCGAGCGAUUCUUUCUAUACUGCGAUCAAGUCGGGCCGGAGCUAUGUGCGAUGUAUCGCGAGGGCGGAGUCGCUGCUAUCAAAGAAGUAUACCAAACUCUGAAAGAAAGCAUCUCCAACACGACAAUCGCAGUUCCAGCCUCUGCGACUCGCGGCCCAGAAGUAAUCACACCAACCGAUCUGAAGAACCUCGUCCGCGUCGCCAUGUAUCAGCCCAUGGCUGGGUUCCCACUACUGGCACAGCAUCUCGGCCAACUAGCUCUAGGAAACGGAUCGUCAAUGGCGGACUGGAAGCAGGCUUCCCGGACGCCCUAUUAUCCAUCGCUGGAGUGUCAGCAAGCCGGUCCUUUUUCGAGAGAAUGCAUGCCACCGGGCCAGAAUGAGUUGUACGCCAUGUCUGCGAUUAUGUGUUCAGAUGCAGACUUUCUGGGCGUGAUGGACGAGGGAGGGUUUGUUGAGAUGUGGAAUGAUUUGAGAAAAGACAGCACCAUGCUUGGAGACUACUGGGCGCAAUUACUGAUGGCAUGCACGGGGUGGAAGGCCCCAGGGAAGUGGAGAGUAGACGGACCGUAUACAGCCAACACAUCGCACCCACUGCUAUUCGUCAGCAACACAUUAGACCCUGUGACGCCAUUGAACAGCGCCCAUACAAUGUCUCGGCACUUUCCGGGAUCCGCCGUCCUCCAGCAGGAAUCUGAAGGCCACACCACCAUUGCAGCACCCUCUCUAUGCAUUGCAGCAGCGAUCCGAAAGUACUUUCAAACAGGCGAAUUGCCACUCUACGACACAAUCUGCGACUCGGAUAUGAAGCCUUUGUUGGGGUCGAUUAAAACGCAGGAUGUUCAUGAUGAAAAGGUAUAUGCUGCUUUGAUUGACGAGAUGAAUCAAAUACGGGGGAAAGGUUUAUUGUAG
Aspergillus wentii DTO 134E9 is the source of this 1854-nucleotide messenger RNA. Its product is annotated as putative proteinase. The record is from RefSeq and is a predicted model, not a curated record. NCBI's taxonomy places the organism in Eukaryota, Fungi, Ascomycota, Eurotiomycetes, Eurotiales, Aspergillaceae. The transcript is spliced from 6 exons. The coding region runs from base 1 to 1854 and encodes 617 amino acids.